AUGGAGCAGUACAGCCUCGGAGACGAAGGUGCCCUUCCAUCCGAAAUGUCCCUGCCGUCAUUUUCUGAAAGCCAGGGACUCAACUGCAGCGAUACCCUCAAUCGGGAUCUGGGUCCUGACACGAGGGACCUGCUCUACACUGGCCUGGGUGGCCUGGACCUGGACCCCAGCCUCCCAGCGCCCGAUGCUCCCAACGAGGCACUGGAGGACAACUUGGAUGCCCUGUCACUGUACUCAGGGAAGGACAGCGACUCUGGGAAGCUGCUAGAGGAGUCUGUGGACCCUGAGGCUCAGGUGGCCCUGCAAGACCUGGGUCUGGGAACGCUCAAGGGGCCGAAGGAGCCUGACAGGGGAGCCCGGGCCACCUCCACGAGCUCACGGAAAGGCAAGCGGCAGCACAGCUCGCCCCAGACCCCGCUGCUGGACUGCAGCCUGUGUGGGAAGGUGUUCAGCAGCGCCAGCUCCCUGAGCAAGCACUACCUGACGCACAGCCAGGAGAGGAAACACGUCUGCAGGAUCUGCAGCAAGGCCUUCAAGCGGCAGGACCACCUGACUGGACACAUGCUCACGCACCAGAAGACCAAGCCUUUCGUGUGUAUUGAGCAGGGCUGCAGCAAGAGCUACUGCGACUACCGCUCUCUACGCCGGCACUACGAGGUGCAACAUGGCCUGUGCAUCCUGAAGGAAGCACCCCCGGAGGAGGAGGCCUGUGGGGACUCCCCCCAUGCCCACGAGCCAGCCCCCAGCAGCCUGCGUUCCCUGGGGCCUCCGGAAGCCAGGUCACCCAGCUCCCUCCUGCCCAGCCGGGACCUCCUGCGCUGUAUCGUGAGCAGCAUCGUCCACCAGAAGAUGCCUUCCCCCGGCCCGGCCCCGGCAGACAGCGAAGGCAGGAGCACAGCCUGUCCCUGCCCCACCUUGGCAGCAGCCCUGAGCACCGAGGGUUCGGAGGAGUCCCACGCCGCCCAGAAGGAGGCAGCCGCCGAGCUGUUGGCAGCCAUCCACUCCAGGGCAGCCGAGAGCACUGGCCCUGACCCUGCUGAGACAGAGCCCCCGCCGCCUCAGCUGCUGUCCACCCCAGAAGGCUGGCCCGAGGGUGGGGCCCUACCUGCCCGCCUGCCUCUCUUCCGGAGCCAAACGGUCCCAGCUGGCUCCCAGCCCUCAGGCCACAACUUCCAAUGGCUCCGCAACCUGCCUGGCUGCCCCAGGAACAAGGGCAACCAUGUGUCUGUGGUCCACAAGCCGCCUGCCCUGCCAGCCCACGGGGGCGGCGAGUCUGGCCAGGCUGGCCCCGGGCCUAAUGGUGCUUCCCCCUCGGCAGAACCCCUGGUCGGCCCAGGGAUUAGCUUCGAGGAUACACCGCCCUUCUCUUCUGCGCUCAUGAAGGCACCCGCCGAGGCCCCAGGUGACCCCCAGUAUGCAGGAGGUGAAGACGACUCCUGGACCUCCAAGAAGAGCAAGUUCGACUGUGACACCUGGGAACCCAGCCCCCAGGAUACCCAGAAACCCAGCGGGCUCCCAGCAGAUGCCACGCCACUCUUCCGGCAGCUGUUCCUCAAGUCACAGGAGUCCCUGGUGAGCCAUGAGCAAAUGCAGGUGCUGCAGAUGAUCACCAAGUCCCAGCGGAUCUUCUCCCACGCCCAGGUGGCAGCUGCCUCCUCUCAGCUGCCUGGGCCUGAGGGCAAGCAGGCCACCCUCAAGCCCUGGCCUCAGCAGCCUCCGCCACCAGCACCAUCCACUGACUCUGUCCACACUGGGCCCAGAAACCCUGAGCCGGAGGGAUCCCCAGCCCGCAGGAGGAAAGCCACCAUACCCACGGGCCCCAGGGAGGUCUCCCCAGGCAGCUCCAGGCGAGACACCAAGGGAGGGUCCAAAGUGGCUGCUGCAGCAGCGGCCCUCACAUCACCGGCCCUGGACCCGUGCGGGAAGCCAGACAUCUCUUCCCUGGCCAAGCAGCUGCGGUCGUCAAAAGGCGCCUUGGACCUGGGGGAGAUCUUUCCCUCCACAGGCCCCCGGCAGAGCCAAUUAGUGGGGGAUGAACCACCGGGAGCCCAGCUGCCUGGGAAACAGGCCCUGGCCGAGAACAGCACGGCUCAGGGGCCCGCCAAAGGCGAGAAGGGCCCGGCCUGCUCCCGGGGUGGAGGCUACCGGCUGUUCUCGGGGAACCCCAGGGCGCAGCGGUUCUCCGGCUUCCGCAAGGAAAAGGUGAAGAUGGACCUGUGCUGCACGGCGUCGCCCAGCCAGGUGGCCAUGGCGUCCUUCUCGUCGGCUGGGCCCCCGGCAGAGCCGCCCCGGGACGCCAAGUCCAAGCUGACCAUCCUCAACAGGAUCCAGGGUGGAAACACCUACAGGACACCCCAUCCCCCGAGAGACGAGAACGCGGCAGGUGCAUGCGGCCAGCAGAACGGGGCCGCUGCAGACUGGACCGAGCCCAGGAGCACGUUCAUCUGCAAGAACUGCAGCCAGAUGUUCUACACCGAGAAAGGGCUCAACAGCCACAUGUGUUUCCACAGCGACCAGUGGCCCUCGCCCCGGGGCAAGCAGGAGCAGCAGGUACCAGAGAGAGAAGAAGAGGAGAGGGACAGCAAGGAGGGCAGCCAGCACCGGAAGCGCAGGAAGCGGCCCCCGGCCAAGGUGCUGCCCAUCCCUCCCCUGCCCUCGGCCUCCCGGGAGCCAAGCCCCGGGGGCCCCCAGAGCUGCCUGCGCUCCCCGGUGUUCCUGGUGGACCGCCUGCUGAAGGGCCUGUUCCAGGGUUCACCCUACACGCCACCGCCCAUGCUCAGCCCCAUCCGGGAGGGCUCAGGGCUCUACUUCAACAAGCUCUGCUCUGUGACGGCACAGGCCGGGCCCAGCCUGUUCAUCAGCUCUGCGCUGGAUCAAGUGGACAGCUCUUUGGGCAUCUGUAUGGUGAAGGACGACUCCAAGAUCAGCAUUGAACCACACAUCAACAUAGGGAGCCGGUUUCAGGCUGAGAUCCCGGAGCUGCAGGACAGGUCACUGGCUGGAGUUGACGAGCACGUGGCCUCUCUGGUCUGGAAGCCCUGGGGAGACAUGACGACCAACCCAGAGACACAGGACAGAGUGACCGAGCUCUGCAACGUGGCCUGCUCCAGUGUGAUGCCAGGAGGCGGCACCAACCUGGAGCUGGCACUACACUGCCUGCAUGAGGCUCAGGGCAGCAUCCAGGUUGCUCUGGAGACCCUCCUGCUCAGAGGACCCCAGAAGCCAAGGACUCACCCUCUCGCCAACUACCGCUACACAGGGUCGGACGUCUGGAGCCCCAUCGAGAAGAGGCUCUUCAAGAAGGCCUUCUGUGCACACAAGAAGGACUUCUACCUGAUACACAAGACGAUCCAGACCAAGUCAGUGGCACAGUGCGUGGAGUAUUACUACAUCUGGAAAAAAAUGGUCAAGUUUGACUGCGGCCGAAUGCCAGGGCUAGAGAAGCGGGCCAGGAGAGAGCCGGAGGAAGUGGAGAGGCAAGAGGAGAAGGUCACCUGCAGCCCCCGAGAGAGACCCAGUCACCGCCCAACUCCUGAGUUCAAGAUCAAGACCAAGAGUUAUCGGAGGGAGUCCAUCCUCAACUCUAGCCCCAACGCCGGCCCCAAGCGGACGCCCGAGGCACCUGGAAGUGUGGAGGGCCAAGGCGUUUUCCCAUGCCGGGAGUGUGAGAGGGUGUUCGACAAGAUCAAGAGCCGGAAUGCCCACAUGAAGCGACAUCGCCUCCAGGACCACGUGGAGCCUGUGGUCAGGGUGAAGUGGCCAGCGAAGCCGUUCCAGCUGAAGGAGGAGGAGGAAGAGGAGGAGGAGCUGGGGGCCGCCAUCGGCCCCCUGCAGUGGUGA
This is a messenger RNA of Ochotona curzoniae (black-lipped pika), 3840 nucleotides long. It is a transcript of the gene ZNF541, whose product is annotated as zinc finger protein 541. NCBI's taxonomy places the organism in Eukaryota, Metazoa, Chordata, Mammalia, Lagomorpha, Ochotonidae. The coding region runs from base 1 to 3840 and encodes 1279 amino acids. The record is from RefSeq and is a predicted model, not a curated record. Gene Ontology annotation, cellular component: histone deacetylase complex; transcription regulator complex. Gene Ontology annotation, molecular function: transcription corepressor activity. The transcript has 14 exons. Gene Ontology annotation, biological process: regulation of transcription by RNA polymerase II; negative regulation of DNA-templated transcription.